UUAAAUAUAAAAAUUUCUACAUUUCUUGAAAAUGUGUAUGCUGUAUGCAUAACCACUCCACAGUAACAGAGUUUUACUAAUAAUUAAUAAAACCUCCCUUAGACCAAAAUUUCCGAUUUUCCUCCAACCUUUCUACUCAAUUUUCAGGUCGAAAACCGACGAGGGGACUAGGAAAGCUCAUUCUUUGAUAAUUCCUUCAGAUUCAUAGCUAUUUCGGACAAAAAGGUCACAUUAGAAUACUUCACAUACAACUAUGAAGGCGCCGAGGAGGCCGAUCCAAGCGGCGGUGGCAUGGGUGAGGCGGCAACCGCCGAAGGUGAAGGCGUUUCUGGCGGUGGUAAGCGGCAUGGCGGCGCUCGUUCUCCUUCGCGCGAUUGUUCACGACCACGACAAUCUGUUCGUGGCGGCGGAGGCUGUUCACUCGAUCGGAAUCGCUGUAUUGAUCUACAAGCUGAUGAAGGAGAGGACUUGUGCUGGGCUUUCGCUCAAAUCCCAGGAGCUAACAGCUAUAUUUUUGGCCGUGAGGUUGUAUUGCAGUUUUGUCAUGGAAUAUGACAUCCACACUGUACUGGACAUGGCUACUCUUGCUACAACCUUGUGGGUUAUUUAUAUGAUUCGUUUCAAACUAAGAUCAAGUUAUAUGGAGGAUAAAGACAAUAUCGAAUUGUAUUAUGUGGUGAUCCCUUGUGCUGUUAUAGCUUUACUAUUUCACCCAUCUACAUCACAUCACAUCAUCAACAGGAUUGCCUGGGCUUUAUGUGUUUACCUCGAAGCUGUAUCUGUGCUACCUCAACUUCGGGUCAUGCAAAACACAAAGAUUGUUGAACCUUUUACGGCUCAUUACGUAUUUGCACUGGGUGUUGCCAGGUUCUUCAGCUGUGCUCACUGGGUUCUCCAGGUUUUGGACACACGCGGACAUCUCCUUGUGGCAUUGGGCUAUGGACUCUGGCCGUCAAUGGUUCUCUUAUCCGAAAUUGUUCAGACAUUUAUCCUAGCCGACUUCUGCUACUACUACGUAAAAAGUGUUUUUGGGGGGCAGCUCGUUUUGCGUCUUCCUUCUGGAGUGGUGUAACUAUAUAUUGGUGGUUUACAUAAAAUCCUUUUCUUCUAGUGUCCUUUUCUUCUAGUGGUUCUUACACUAGAAACCAUGUUUUGGUUGUAAACUUGGCAGCUUACACGCGAACUCACAUUAAUCUCGAGUUAUAAUAGAUACCUUAAUUGGAUUAAUUGUGUGUUUACCAAUUUGGUUCUUGGAUUAGAUUAUUUUAUGUGUGAACAUUUCGACUCAAAUUAAUGAACACGUUGCUUGUUUCGCUUCAUGGUCUUGAAUUCAGUGCGUUUUGUGUUUCAACCCCUAUGGAA
This is a messenger RNA of Striga asiatica, 1362 nucleotides long. The record is from the annotation of a GenBank genome assembly. NCBI's taxonomy places the organism in Eukaryota, Viridiplantae, Streptophyta, Magnoliopsida, Lamiales, Orobanchaceae.